GGAGGGGAAGAGGGGAGGGCGGAGGAUGGCUGAGAUGUAUGGAUGUAUAGAAGUAUAUUAAGAGACCUUUUCUCGAUUCUUUUUAGAUUCUUUUGAUAUCACAUCGUCUUCUUUGUAUGCACUUGACAUAUAUUCGAAUUGCACAUAGUACCUUUACCAUUGCCAGCCAAUAAAUAAAUCAAUACCAUUCACCUCUACUACGUCCCUCUCACAAAGCAAACACACAACAUAACACAACCCAAUACACUUCAACCAACCAACCAACCAACCAACCAGAAAAAAUGAAUUCCCAACAAACAACCGCAGUCAAGGGUGGAACUGGCAGUGUCUCUACUCCAGCCAACAACAUCAACUACAGACGUGGCUCUCAAGAAGGCACGCUCUUCUCCGGACUCCAGAACCAGAAACGCUCGAGCAGUGAUGCGGCUUCGAAGGCGAGACGGGAGAGUUUUGCAGAGCAGGCUCCGAAGGCGGGGUUUGUGGGACAGAUGUGGAAUGCUUUUACUAAGGGGCAGUGAGUACGAAUAGAUGUUUGGCAGAUAGAUGGGGAGGGAUUGGGUGUGUGAAUGGGGGAUAUGCAUAUGGAUAUGGAUAUGGAUGUGGAUGAGUCGGCGAAACUAGCACAGGCGUCCAGGAAAACGAAUCUUCAAAAGUGUGGAAGAGGAGAUGCAAGAUCUUAUUACAAUGAUAGCGGGCAUUUGUUAAGUACUAGCGAUGCGGUGUUUGGGUUUGGAGAUGGGAAGAUGGGAUGCAGAUGGAGAUGUGUGAUAUGGAUUACUUGUGACGAGAACAUUUUUAAAUUUACAUGAAAAAAACAAUUUCAAAAUAUAUUUAUCCA
Molecule: messenger RNA, 838 nt
Organism: Botrytis cinerea B05.10
Lineage: Eukaryota; Fungi; Ascomycota; Leotiomycetes; Helotiales; Sclerotiniaceae
Exons: 3
Coding region: 282-518 (78 amino acids)
Source: RefSeq, a predicted model, not a curated record